CUGAUGGCCACUAAAAACAGGACAGAAGUAACUGAAUUCGUCUUAUUGGGCUUGUCUAGUCGGCCGGAGAUGCAGUCAGUUAUUUUUGGUGUUGUACUUGCCAUGUACCUGGUUGCAGUUAUAGGCAAUGGCCUACUAGUCAUUGUUGCCUGCUUAGACCCCAAGCUUCAGACGCCUAUGUAUUUCCUACUCAGCCAACUUUCCUUUAUUGAUAUAUUUCUGACAACCAUCACUGUUCCUCAGAUGCUGGUGCACACACUGUCUAUGAGUCGAACUAUCUCCUAUAACUGCUGCAUGAUCCAGCUGUUUUUCUUUAUGGCUGUUGGCAGCAUGGAAGGCCACUUGCUGGCUGCCAUGGCCUAUGACCGUUAUGUUGCCAUCUGUGACCCCUUAAGAUACUCUGCCAUUGUCAGCUGUCGCCUCUGUCUGCACAUAACAUUGACUUCAUGGUUGGUCAUCAGCCUCAAUAGCCUCCUUUAUAGUGUGUUGGUCACCCGCUUAACCUUCUGUGGUAACCAGGUCACCCACUUCUUCUGUGACAUCACUCCUCUGCUGCAGCUCUCCUGUACCCGACCAGUGGUCAAUGAAAUGCUAAUAUUCACUGAGGGUGUAGCUGUGGUGGUCAGUCCCUUCUUCUUCAUUCUGGGUUCCUAUGCUCGCAUCUGUAUUGCCAUAGUCUGCAUGCGCUCAGUUGCUGCCCUGCGCAGAGCUCUGUCCACUUGUAGCUCCCACAUCCUGGUUGUGCUGCUCCUGUAUGGCUCUGUGAUUCACAUGUACCUCCGGCCAUCCUCCAGCUAUGACUUGGAUCAGGAUCGCCAGGUUGCUAUCUUCUACACCGUGGUGACCCCUAUGCUAAAUCCACUAAUCUACAGCCUCAGGAACCAGGAGGUUAAGCGAGCUCUGCAGAGGCUUUUCAGGAAACUCUGUAUCUCAGGAAGCUUCCAACCCAGUUUCCAGGCAGACAGAGUGCAGCAGCACAGUUUCUGAGACCAAGGAGUUCAUAUUUAACCUGAAA
Tupaia belangeri chinensis (Chinese tree shrew) is the source of this 1015-nucleotide messenger RNA. RefSeq names its product olfactory receptor 1L4. The coding region runs from base 4 to 987 and encodes 327 amino acids. NCBI's taxonomy places the organism in Eukaryota, Metazoa, Chordata, Mammalia, Scandentia, Tupaiidae. Gene Ontology annotation, molecular function: olfactory receptor activity; G protein-coupled receptor activity. Gene Ontology annotation, cellular component: membrane. The record is from RefSeq and is a predicted model, not a curated record. Gene Ontology annotation, biological process: G protein-coupled receptor signaling pathway. The transcript has a single exon.